AUGGUUUGGCACUAUGAAUUCCUGUUGAUGUUAGGAUUAUGUAUAUUGAAUAUUUAUGCUGCACUGAAAUCAGGCAAUGAACCAAAAGGGCCAAAAGUGACUGACAAGGUUGUUUUAACGAUAAAAAUAGGAAAUGAAGAAACGGGCACAAUAACAAUUGGCUUAUUUGGGAAGACAGUUCCGAAAACUGUAAAAAACUUCAUCCAGUUAUCAAAGAAAGCAGAAGGAGAAGGAUAUACUGGCUCGAAAUUCCAUCGAAUUAUCAAAGAUUUCAUGGUACAAGGUGGAGACUUCACCAACGGUGAUGGUACCGGCAGUAAAUCUAUCUAUGGUGAGAAAUUUGCUGAUGAAAAUUUCAAAUUGAAGCAUUAUGGUGCAGGAUGGCUUAGCAUGGCAAAUGCCGGACCAGAUUCGAACGGUUCUCAGUUCUUCAUUACUUUAAAAAAACACCUUGGCUCGAUGGAAGACACGUCGUUUUCGGCAAGGAAAAUGGAGAAUACGAAAACAAUAAAGCCUAGUGACAAGCCUGUAAAAGAUGUCGUAAUCGUAAAGGCAGAACAUAUUGCUGUAGAAUCUCCAUUUGCAGUCCACAAGGCUGAUGCCGAAAAUUAA
Messenger RNA from Loa loa (African eye worm), 612 nucleotides. RefSeq names its product CYN-5 protein. Gene Ontology annotation, cellular component: intracellular membrane-bounded organelle. Gene Ontology annotation, molecular function: peptidyl-prolyl cis-trans isomerase activity. Gene Ontology annotation, biological process: protein peptidyl-prolyl isomerization; protein folding. Lineage: Eukaryota; Metazoa; Nematoda; Chromadorea; Rhabditida; Onchocercidae. The record is from RefSeq and is a predicted model, not a curated record. Bases 1 to 612 code for a protein of 203 amino acids. The transcript is spliced from 5 exons.